Penicillium griseofulvum is the source of this 1467-nucleotide messenger RNA. RefSeq names its product putative MFS transporter. Gene Ontology annotation, molecular function: transmembrane transporter activity. Gene Ontology annotation, biological process: transmembrane transport. Bases 1 to 1467 code for a protein of 488 amino acids. Lineage: Eukaryota; Fungi; Ascomycota; Eurotiomycetes; Eurotiales; Aspergillaceae. The record is from RefSeq and is a predicted model, not a curated record. The transcript has 4 exons. Gene Ontology annotation, cellular component: membrane.
AUGGCCGACGCCGAGAGGGGCACUACGGUCAUUGGAGAUGAAAAGGUCAUUUCAGAUCAUAAAGAGGGUAUGAUGAGGGAUGUCGCCCAUGAUGCCGCAGAGAGAGGCCACCUCGCGACAGAUGAAUAUGGCCAGCCACUGUUCCAAUUUGAUAAGGCCGCCGAGUCACGGUUGCGACUCAAGAUCGAUUUAUACAUCGUUCCGACUGUCGCGCUCAUGUAUCUCUUUUGCUUCAUCGAUCGUGCCAAUGUUGUUCAAACACUAAUCCGUUUCAUGUCCGAAAUAGGCAACGCUAAAUUGGCCGGCUUCGAUAAGGACCUUGGACUUGUGGGCUAUGAUUACAAUGCGGUGCUCUCGAUAUUCUUUGUCGCGUAUAUUGCCUUUGAGAUCCCCAGUAAUGUCGUGUGCAAAAUAGUCGGGCCAGGAUGGUGGCUCCCAGCAAUCACAUUGGGAUUUGGUAUCUGUUCGGUCGCCACAGCUUUUGUCAAUGAUAUGCCCGCCGCAGCUGGCGUCCGCUUCCUUUUGGGCGCGUUUGAGGCCGGUCUAAUGCCUGGAAUCGCAUACUACCUCUCACGUUGGUAUCGACGAAGUGAACUUGUCUUCCGUCUGUCGUUAUACAUUGUUAUGGCUCCCCUCGCUGGAGCGUUUGGCGGCCUUCUGGCUUCAGGUAUUCUGUUGCUCGAUAGUUUUGGUUCUCUCCACAGCUGGCGAAUGAUCUUCGCGAUUGAAGGCAUCGUGACAAUUGGAAUUGCUGUCAUCGCAUUCUUCACAUUGACUGACCGACCCGAGACAGCGAAGUGGCUCUCCCAGGAAGAGAAAGAUCUAGCAAUUGCCCGUGUUAAAUCUGAACGUAUUGGCACGACGGAGGUUCUUGACAAGCUCGAUAUGCCUAAGACACUACGUGGUAUCUUCAGCCCAGUCACCUUCGUAACCGCGUUUAUCUUCGGGAUGAACAACAUUACUGUUCAGGGUCUUGGAUUCUUUGCGCCUACCAUUGUUAGAACCAUCUACCCUGACGCCAGUGUGGUGUCUCAACAGCUGCACACAGUACCCCCUUAUGUCGUCGGGGGAUUUUUCACCUUGUUAUUCCCCUUCCUCAGCUGGCGAUUCAAUCAUCGCCUCUUCUUCUUCGUUAUCAGCCCGCCGCUAGUGAUGAUUGCAAAUGUGAUCUCCGAUACCGCGAAGUCUUCGGCUAUUGGAACCACGAUCAUGUUCGGAAAUAUCGGUGGGCUGAUCAGCACCUGGUCAUUCCUGCCCUUUGAUGGGCCCAACUACCCGAUUGGUAAUGGACUCAACUUGGCAACUUCAACUACGAGUCUAAUCCUUGGAGGCAGCCUAUGGGCCUAUCUCGUAUGGGACAAUCGGCGCCGCGCACGUGUCGAUGUCCACGGCGCCCUAGCGGGACUAUCACAGAAACAGAUUCAGGAUCUGGAUUGGCGCAAUCCUGCGUUCCGCUGGGAGCCAUAG